Messenger RNA from Asterias rubens (European starfish), 4345 nucleotides. RefSeq names its product serine/arginine repetitive matrix protein 1-like. Gene Ontology annotation, biological process: regulation of mitotic cytokinesis; mitotic cytokinesis; mitotic spindle assembly. Gene Ontology annotation, molecular function: microtubule binding. NCBI's taxonomy places the organism in Eukaryota, Metazoa, Echinodermata, Asteroidea, Forcipulatida, Asteriidae. The transcript is spliced from 9 exons. Gene Ontology annotation, cellular component: astral microtubule. Bases 267 to 2993 code for a protein of 908 amino acids. The record is from RefSeq and is a predicted model, not a curated record.
AGCAUUUUUUGUAUACAACAGACAGCCAGAGAUUCAGCAGCCUUUGAAAACCAAAACGGAGUACAAACUAUCUUAAUAAAAUAAAAAUAACAGGUGACACAUUUGGAGAUUCGCCUCAAUUUUGAUGUGAACUUAAACUCACUGGAACAGCCACGUUUAUAAUUAUACAUGGGUAGCAACACCAACCUGUGAGAUGAGCAUUUUUACAGCUGAGAAGACGUCAGAUUUGACUUUCGAAUUUUGUAAUUGAGGAGCAGCUUGCCGAAAUGCCGAUUAAAGGUGGCCCAACCGACCCUCAAGGGAAAUCUAAAAACUUUGACGAAGAACUCAGGAUGAAGCUCAAAGAUCGCAAGAGGAGAGGGCUGACCACUGGGCUGAGUGACACAGCAGAAGAGAGUAACAGCGAUGUGAGCUCAGAUGACAUUGGUGGAGGGGAUGAUUUCUUAUCACAGUUCACUGCAAGUGCUGCCCCGAAAAGCCAAACGUCCUCCUUCAGUGGAUCCUCCAAACCUUGGGCACCCCCAGUCGCAACCCCUCGUCAGCAGGCCAAGGGGAAUGCCUCACCGUCCCCCUCACCAAGGGGCCUACCACCAUCACCUAAGGGUAUUCCCUCCCCAAGGGGUCUCCCCUCACCAAUACCUCGUGCUAGAACAAGAUCUAUCGACAAACCUGAGGAAGCUUCCAAGAGAAGAUUGUCAUCCUCCUCUGAGGCCGUCUCACCAAGGAGUGGUGUGCACCCAAAGGAUCUGGCAAGCACUCCACUUCCGAAGCCUCGUUCAAGGACAAAUACCGUGGACUUGGAUUCUCCAGGAAGGAAAUCUUCAGUAGACUCUCCAAGAAUGAAGUCCGAUCAGUCCGAAGUUGAUAAACUUCUCGGACUGGCUCCACUGAAGACAACCCCAAGGAGAAAGGACUCCCGAGGGGAUGACCCGUUUGGAACAAAACCAAGCUCAAAGUUUCGCAACGAGUCCCCAGAGUCUAGAAGGAAAACCAGAUCACCGUCAAUUAUUGACGAUUUACUUGGCGAUGACCCAAAACCAAAAGCACGCAGUAAAUCGCCAGAACCAAAAUUUCGCAAUAAAUCUCCAGAGCCAAAAGUCAGAUCAAGACUUGAAGCUGAGGAGUCGCCGGUCAGCAGCAGGAAAAUUAAACCAAGGAGUGGAUCAAUGAGCAAGGGAUCCAAAUCCCCUGAGUUGACAUCUAAAAAUAACUCUGUACUGGAUGACCUUCUUAAUGGCGACGGGAAAAAAACAAAAUCACGCGGCAGUUCCCCAGAGCCUAAAGGACAAAACAGAUCUCCCUCUAUCUUAGAUGAUCUCCUAAAUGGGAGUUCAAACAAAAAGCCAGAAAAAGGGAAACCAAAAGCUGAGACGGACAAUGUCUUAGAUGAUCUACUUGGUAUGGCCAAGAAGCCUAAAUCAAGAAGUGGCUCACCAGAACCCAAACCCAAACCAAGAUCUCGUGGCGGUUCACCUCCACCUCUCGAUAGAUCUCGGCAAAGAAAGUCAAUUCUUGAUUCGGAUGGGAGUGAAGAUGAUAACAAAGUGAAGAGGAGAAAUAAAACAAAAUCUCCAUCACCCUCGAGAAAAGGAAGCCCCAAAGUGGCCCACCCACCUCCUAGACGCCAGAAAGGUCUCUUGGAUUCCUCUGAUGAAGAUGAUGAUUUCAAUCGAAGAGGGAAACCUAGAUUGCCAUCGGCCAAGACCACCGGCAGUGGAAAAUCUCAAACUCGAAGAGGCAUUUUGGAUUCUUCCGAUGAUGAUACUGAUGAUAAGAGAGUCUCAAAAUCCAAGCCUCUCGGAAGAUCAAGAUCUCCUUCUCCGAAAGGGUUCAAGACGUCUGCGCCAUCACCUAAACCUCGAUCCCGACCUGGAACUGCUGACACUAAAGCACCCUCCAAACCUGAGCCCAAGAAACAGGGCUUCAAAGUGGAUGAUUUCCUUGAUUCUGGCUCUGAUUUUGAUUUUGAUGGAAAGCCAGCCAAUGGUAAGCCCUCUUUGCUGGAUGUUCUUGAGAAUCAGCAGAGUCCCAAGAGCAGAAAGAAGAAGAAGAAAAUGGGGAGGAAUGCUUUGGAGGACAGCGAUGAUUCAGAUGAUGGAGAUGUUUUCCACAGACCAUCUUCUAAGAAAAAGCCUCCAGUCAUAUCAGGGAGGAGACCUAAGGAGGGUUAUCAAAGUGCUGAUGAAGAAGAUGGUGGAAAAGAUAAGACACAGUCAAAGGUUGUCAAGCCAACACCCAAGCGCCCAGGUUCCACUGCCAGUAGCACUGGAGGCAACUCUCUUAACUCCAGCCUAAACAGCAGCAUCAAUAUCCAAGACUCCUCCAGUAUUCGGCAGGCUAUCUAUGAUGAGUGGAGGGCCCAGAAGCAGGUAGUCUUAGUCAAACAAGCCAAGGAAAAGAGGAAGAAAGAAAAGGAAGAGAUCAAGAAGAAGGAACUGGCGGUGCUUGAGAAACGAGCAGAGUCGGCUGCCUCUUUCAAUGCCUGGAAGGAGAACAAGAAAGGAACCCUGCCAAACAAGGCCAAGGAAGAGGAAAAGAAGAAGAAGAAACUACAAGAAGAAAAGGAGAAGAAAAUGAUGCAGACAGUUCACGCCAAAAAGGCAUUCGAGGCAUGGAAAGGAGACAAGGAUGAACAUCUGAAGGAGCAGCAUCGGAAGAAAGUCAGAGGCGAACUUGAGAAGACUCGAAGCUUGGAAGAUGAGAAGGAGAUGAAGCAGAAAGAUUCACAGUCUGCUUUUAGAAAAUGGAAGAGCACCAAAGAUGAAAAGAUCAGUCACCAGACGAAGGAGAAGAGAAUGGCAGAAGAUAAGAAGAAACAAAGGGAAGAAGAGGCAAGGAAGGCUAAGGAGGAAGAAAGCAUCCAGGCCUACGAGGACUGGGAGAGGAAAACCGAACGUAGGAAAGAGAGAGAUGCUAAGAGAAUGGCAAGAACACAACCAAUAUCCACCAUGCCGUUCAGACCUAGUAGCAAAACUAUACCAUAUGUGAGGUAGUUUAUAGCAUUUUGAUGCUUUAUUGAUGCUUUGUUUAAAAACUCAUAAUAAUAAAAGUGGCAAUUUAUAAUGCGUCUGUUCUGUCUAAAGGACACUCCUGGCGAGAGAAGCCGAAGAAAGUUGGCCUGCAGUGAGUUACAUAGAUGAACUUUUAAGCACGUACAUGACUUAUAGGCUGAAGAUUACUGGAGCGGGGAAGAAGGUUCUAUAUUAUUCAGAAAAUUUGUGCAAUAAAACUAAACACCUUAACUUUAAAAGUAUGUUACAACCGUCCAUAGCUGGGUUUUUGGGGGGCAGGAAAAGGGGGUGUAUUAUUUGUUGUACUACAUACUAGAAAUAUACACGUAUGUUGCUCCAUGGUAUAAGUGAUUUUGUGCGACUAUGAAAGUUGUCAAACUUUGGGUUGAAAUCCACACUGCUUACAAUUUAACCUGGACCAGAAUUUUGUUCACAAGACCAGAUUCAAAAUGUAAAAAAAACCUUGAGAAGAGGAGAAUCUUUCUGUACACGAAUACUGUUUGACAGUAUUGAUAUUGGCUGCAGUUUAUAUUUGAAUACUGUUUGUUAUUGUAAUAUAGAUUUUAAUAGAUUGUGAAUAUUUUGAUCAAAUUGUGAAUAGUGUGCGUUGUUGAUGGUAUUAAUAUAAUGAAAUGAUAUUGUGUUUGCUUAAUUUAACUGUUGUUUUAGCUAAACUCCCUGCCCGUCUUUUGUCUUAUAUAUGGCAUAGGCUGCAGUAUGUUUAUAUUUAAAUAAAAUCUAUUGUAUUUCAGUGUUGUGAAUAAUUUAGAUAAAUUGUGAAUAUUGUGUGUUGUUAUGGUAUUAAAAAAUUACUAUCAUAUGUUGCUGUGUUCUCACAUUUUGUUUGUUUUCCAUAACUAUUUGAAAACUCCCCUGCCCUUCUUUGUAAACAUUUGAAUGAUGUAAUAUCACCGGCAACGUAAAUGUUGUGACGCAGAGAUUGAUAAGGUUUGAUAGGCUAUUUUUGCUGCUAACUGGUUUACUGUUCUCUGGUUAACUGGUUCUUUGAUUACCUGGUUCUCUGAUUGACUGGUUCUUUGAUUUAUCCAAAUCCAAACAACAAUAUUUAUUUUUAAUAGUCAUUAAUUUCUUCCAAUUUAGUUUAAGAAGUAUGACAGCCAUGACCCAAUUUCAUAGAGCUGCUUUAAGGCACUGGAAACUAAUUAUGCCUAUUGUUUAGUACUCAAAAUGGUCGUUAGCAUUAAAAACUUACUUGGUAUAAAAUGUGAGAAACAGCUCCCUCUGAAGUAAUGUAUCUUUUGAAAAAAACAAGUUAAUUUCUCACCAAAAUAUUUGGUCUCAAGCUGAGGUCUCAAGUUCAAGCAUCUGAAAGU